UUUUUCCUUCUUUUUCGUCAAACUUUUACCUCGAGUUGACGCGUGUCGCUAACGCUCCGGCAAAAGUAAAUUAAUUUUAAAAUUAUGUCUGAGACAUUACAAUUACGUGGUACCCUUUUGGGACACAAUGGCUGGGUUACCCAAAUUGCUACCAAUCCAAAGGAUCCCGACACCAUCAUUUCAGCUUCUCGCGACAAGACCUUGAUUGUGUGGAAAUUGACCCGCGAUGAAGACAACAACUACGGUUAUCCCCAAAAGCGUCUUUAUGGACACUCUCACUUCAUCAGUGACGUUGUCUUGUCAUCUGACGGAAACUACGCACUUUCCGGCUCAUGGGACAAGACUCUUCGUCUCUGGGAUUUGGCAGCUGGCAAGACCACUCGCCGUUUUGAAGACCACACCAAGGAUGUUCUUUCGGUUGCAUUCUCUGCUGACAACCGUCAAAUUGUCUCCGGAUCCCGGGACAAGACCAUCAAGCUGUGGAACACUUUGGCCGAAUGCAAAUACACCAUCCAAGAAGACGGUCACACCGAUUGGGUAUCUUGUGUGCGUUUCUCACCAAACCACUCCAACCCAAUCAUUGUCUCGUGCGGUUGGGAUCGUACCGUCAAGGUCUGGAAUUUGGCCAAUUGCAAAUUGAAGAACAACCAUCACGGACACAGUGGCUACUUGAACACUGUUACCGUCUCACCUGAUGGUUCUUUGUGCACUUCAGGAGGUAAGGACGCCAAGGCUUUGUUGUGGGAUCUUAAUGACGGCAAGAACUUGUACACAUUGGAACACAAUGACAUCAUCAAUGCCUUGUGUUUCUCACCCAACCGUUAUUGGUUGUGUGUUGCCUAUGGUCCAUCUAUUAAGAUCUGGGAUUUGGCAUGCAAGAAGACUGUUGAGGAAUUGCGUCCAGAAGUUGUUUCGCCAUCAGCCAAGGCCGAUCCACCACAAUGUUUGUCGUUGGCAUGGUCCACCGAUGGACAGACUUUGUUUGCCGGUUACUCAGACAACACCAUCCGUGUCUGGCAAGUGUCGGUUUCAGCUCACUAAGAAGAAGUGGACGUGGA
This is a messenger RNA of Episyrphus balteatus (marmalade hoverfly), 1058 nucleotides long. It is a transcript of the gene Rack1, whose product is annotated as guanine nucleotide-binding protein subunit beta-like protein. Gene Ontology annotation, biological process: rescue of stalled cytosolic ribosome; positive regulation of protein phosphorylation. The record is from RefSeq and is a predicted model, not a curated record. Lineage: Eukaryota; Metazoa; Arthropoda; Insecta; Diptera; Syrphidae. Gene Ontology annotation, molecular function: translation regulator activity; ribosome binding; protein kinase C binding. The transcript is spliced from 3 exons. The coding region runs from base 85 to 1041 and encodes 318 amino acids. Gene Ontology annotation, cellular component: cytosol; nucleus.